Molecule: messenger RNA, 1850 nt
Organism: Capsella rubella
Lineage: Eukaryota; Viridiplantae; Streptophyta; Magnoliopsida; Brassicales; Brassicaceae
Product: phenylalanine N-monooxygenase
Exons: 2
Coding region: 20-1603 (527 amino acids)
Molecular function (GO): heme binding; iron ion binding; monooxygenase activity
Source: RefSeq, a predicted model, not a curated record
AAAUCCAAUAACAAAAAACAUGCUCGACUUCACCGCAGUGCUUGCGUUUAUUAUAUGUUCUCUCCUUCUUGCACUAACCACGAAGCGUAAGAAGUCAAAGAAAACCGUGUCAGUGACUUCCUACACAAGAAAGCUCCCUCUCCCUCCAGGACCCAAAUCUUGGCCUUUAAUCGGAAACCUACCGGAAAUAUUAGGGAGGAACAAACCGGUGUUCCGAUGGAUACAUUCUCUCAUGAAAGAACUCAACACCGAUAUUGCAUGUAUUCGUCUUGCGAAUACUCACGUAAUACCCGUGACAUCCCCGAGACUUGCGAGAGAGAUUCUGAAGAAGCAAGACUCCGUUUUUGCCACUAGACCGCUAACGAUGGGUACGGAGUACUGCAGCCGCGGGUACUUGACCGUUGCGGUGGAGCCACUAGGAGAGCAGUGGAAGAAGAUGAGGAGAGUGGUGGCAUCUCACGUGACGAGCAAGAAGAGCUUGAUGUCGACACUUCAAAAGAUAACCGAAGAGGCCGAUGACCUCGUCCGGUAUAUCAAUAACCGUGGUAAUGGUAAUGGUUUUGGGGUUAUUGAUCUAAGGCUUGCAGUGCGGCAGUACAGCGGAAAUGUAGCUCGGAAGAUGAUGUUUGGUGUAAGGCAUUUCGGUAAAGGAAGUGAAGAUGGAUCGGGACCAGGCUUUGAAGAGAUUGAACAUGUCGAAUCUUUGUUUACGGUUUUAACUCAUCUUUAUGCCUUUGCAUUGUCGGAUUAUGUCCCGUGGCUAAGGUUCUUGGACUUGGAAGGCCAUGAGAAGGUCGUUAGUGGCGCAAUGAGGAAUGUAAGUAAGUAUAAUGACCCUUUUGUCGAUGAAAGACUCAUGCAAUGGCGUAACGGGAAAUUGAAAGAACCUCAAGAUUUUCUCGACAUGUUUAUAAUGGCGAAAGACGCUGAUGGCAGGCCUACUCUGUCGGAAGAAGAGAUCAAAGCACAAGUAACGGAACUGAUGUUGGCCACGGUUGAUAAUCCGUCUAAUGCGGCGGAGUGGGCGAUGGCGGAGAUGAUUAACGAGCCAAGAAUCAUGCAAAAAGCCGUGGAGGAGAUUGAUAUGGUAGUUGGGAAAGACCGUCUUGUUCUUGAGUCAGACCUCCCGAAUCUCAACUACGUGAAGGCUUGUGUGAAAGAGGCAUUCCGGCUACACCCCGUGGCGCCGUUCAACCUCCCUCACAUGUCCACGGCCGACGCUGUGGUGGACGGUUACUUCAUCCCAAAAGGAAGCCACAUGUUGAUUAGUCGUAUGGGGAUCGGGAGAAACCCUAGCGUGUGGGACAAGCCGCUUAAGUUCGACCCUGAGAGAUAUUUGGGGAAUAACAUAGGCGUGGAGCUAGACGAGACAGAGCUCAAUAUAAUAUCUUUCAGUACGGGACGAAGAGGAUGUAUGGGUGCGAACAUUGGGUGGCCCAUGACGUGCGUGUUGCUUGCUCGGUUGAUUCAAGGGUUCACAUGGUCACCAGUGGCUGGUGAAAGUAAGAUUGAUAUGUCGGAAAGCAAUAAUGACCUUUUUAUGGCAAAACCCUUACACGCGGUUGCAAAACCUCGUUUAGCUCCACAUGUUUAUCCAACCUAAUUGAAAGAAUAAAGUAUUAGUACUGUUAAUUGCAUGUAAAGGGAAUGUUGAAAUAGUCUCUUUUGAGAGAAAAAAGCUAUUAGCAAGGUUAAGAUAUAUCACUAACCAUCUUUUUCUUCGUCUAAUUGUCAGCCAUAUGCUUGGUUUGUAGAGAGUCUCUUUCUAUUAUUGGUGGGGCGUCUCUCUAUUGUCGACUGUUUUUAUCUUUUCCUUCUUCUAUAAUAUUUUCGCUAAUACUUUGUUUACU